This is a messenger RNA of Corticium candelabrum, 485 nucleotides long. RefSeq lists its product as uncharacterized. The record is from RefSeq and is a predicted model, not a curated record. The transcript is spliced from 2 exons. Gene Ontology annotation, molecular function: nucleic acid binding. The coding region runs from base 63 to 485 and encodes 140 amino acids. NCBI's taxonomy places the organism in Eukaryota, Metazoa, Porifera, Homoscleromorpha, Homosclerophorida, Plakinidae.
GCAAAGGUGAGGAAUUUCUCCCUGAAUGUUGUGAUCGUAAAGUCCAGCACGCGGCUAGUGUGAUGGUGUGGGGAUCGAUGUGUCGGCAUGGUGUGGGGUCUCUGGUGAAACUGGAAGGUCGUUUGGACAGCACGGCCUACCAACAGGUUCUGGAGGAGCACAUGCUUACAGACGCAGUGGCACUGAUAGGAGACGACUUUGUCUUCCAGCAGGACAAUGGCUACGCCAGCAUGACGUCACACUGUUGGACUGGCCGCCAAAAUCGCCUGAUGCGAAUCCAAUCGAGAACUUGUGGCAUGAACUCAAAACUGCUGCCAACCAUCGCGAACCGAGAACUGCAGCUGAGCUCUGGAAUGCUCUACAAGAGGCGUGGCAGCAGAUUCCAGCCGCGUGUGUCCAGAACUUGGCAGAAACAUACUACAGUGAACAGCUCAGUGUCUUGGAAUCCUGUUACAUCUGGUUCAAAAAAGACACAACCUCCGUAA